Molecule: messenger RNA, 237 nt
Organism: Colletotrichum aenigma
Lineage: Eukaryota; Fungi; Ascomycota; Sordariomycetes; Glomerellales; Glomerellaceae
Gene: nuo9.5
Product: NADH-ubiquinone oxidoreductase 9.5 kDa subunit
Exons: 2
Coding region: 1-237 (78 amino acids)
Source: RefSeq, a predicted model, not a curated record
AUGUCCGCCGCAUCCCCCCGAUUCUGGGCCGGGCCCAUCCGCUACCUCCGCUGGUCCUCCCGCGAGAAGCCCGCCUACUUCUGGUCCGUCGUCCUCGGCGCCCUCGGCCCCAUCUCCGUGGCCGUCGUGCCCCCCUUGAGGAACCUCGUCGGCGACUACAACGCGCCCCCCAUCCCCGUCUCAUACCCUGUUCCUUCGGGACCUAGGAAGCAGUUGACCGGCUACGACGACGAAUGA